Platichthys flesus (European flounder) is the source of this 3584-nucleotide messenger RNA. RefSeq names its product early growth response protein 4. The record is from RefSeq and is a predicted model, not a curated record. Gene Ontology annotation, molecular function: DNA-binding transcription factor activity, RNA polymerase II-specific; RNA polymerase II cis-regulatory region sequence-specific DNA binding. The coding region runs from base 199 to 1689 and encodes 496 amino acids. Gene Ontology annotation, biological process: regulation of transcription by RNA polymerase II. The transcript has 2 exons. Lineage: Eukaryota; Metazoa; Chordata; Actinopteri; Pleuronectiformes; Pleuronectidae.
UAGGAAGCAAAGGAAUAUACCUCUUUUUUUUACACCUUUUGCCUCUGACCACUUUGGAUCAUUUGUUGAAAACCAUCAAAGGGGGGGUUGAAAGACCAGCAAUCAUCUGCAUAAUCUCUUUUACAUUUCCCCCCCCUCCUUUUAAAGAAAAGAAGCCUUUUUCCCUGGGAGAGACGGACUUCUCUAAGUGGCAUCACUAUGUUGAACAAUAUGGAUUUGAAUGCGAAAGAUUCCUUUUAUCCUCAGUUUGAGAAUUGCAACAGUUCUUCGCUAGGAAUGGAAAACAGCGUGCGCAAAGAUAACCAGGAGGUGUACGUCGAUGCAGAGCGGGGGGUACCUGCCCAGUUUGGCCACGAAGGAACACCUGCGACCCUCAAAACCGAAGCUUCCAACUCGGAAUUUGCUUUUAACCCCUGCGAGUGCCCAAAAGACACCUACACCCUUUCCUCGCUCGCCUACUCCGGCAGUUUCUAUGUUGAGGCAUCUCAGGGAGCGCCGUGCAGCACCGAAACACUGCUCAACAUGAUCACCGAGAUCGUGGGUAUAUCCACGCUGCCAAUUUCAGAAGUGCAACAGAGCGGCAGCAGUCGCGGAACUUAUCCGUCGCCUGCGCCGAUGGACAGCAGCAGCGGCAAUUUUGGAGACCCCGGCGUAAAGAGGCAAACCUACAGCGGCUCCGGACCCUCUCCUCCGGUGUACUCUCCGGACCAGACGUGCCAGAGGUAUUCCGAUGACCAGGCCGGCAGCCAGGCACAAGACCCGUCCACUUCCCUGCUCACCUUCGGCUCCCCAAGAGCUCCACACCUUAAGAAUGCUGAGCCAAAGUCCGAGGCCGCGUCUUUCCCCGUCGUGGUCAAGAAUGAGUUUGAUAGCAGCUGCUACGAGUGGGGGGCAUUUAACAAGACCGACUGUUUGGAGACGACUUUCCAGACGGAAACCUUCCCCAUGUCCAGCGACUUCCCCCCCGAUCAGCAGAUGGAUGUUAAGGAACUUUUGGACACGUUCCCCGCGAUUUGUCCCAACCCAGAGAUGGAGUUUAAAGUGGAGGGGGGCAUCAAGCAGGAGCCGUGUUUCUCUGACACCUGUUCCCAGAGCUACUCCAGCCCCCUGUACAAUAAUUACCUCCCUCCCCCACCGCCGAUGGGCCUCUCCUCCAACUUGAAACCCUUCCCCGAGCCCCCACAGCCAUCUAAUCCGUGUGACUCCUUAUACACAUCGCCAGCUUUACCAAGCACCAUAGACUCCAUCCUGUAUUCUUCCUUGUUGCCAGAUUCUUUCGCCCAAAGUUACACGACCCGGGUGACCAAGUCCCCCAGGGCCAGAAAGAGCCCCGCCGCCUCCCAUGGCCCAGCCAAAGAGAAGCCCUUCACCUGCCCCAUGGAGAGCUGCGACCGGCGCUUCUCUCGCUCGGACGAGCUCAACCGGCACAUCCGCAUCCACACGGGCCACAAACCCUUCCAGUGCCGCAUCUGUUUGCGCAGCUUCAGCCGUAGCGACCACCUCACCACCCACACCAGGACUCACACCGGGGAGAAGCCGUUCUCCUGCGACGUGUGCGGCAAACGCUUCGCCCGCAGCGACGAGAGGAAGCGGCACGGGCGCGUACACCUGAAACAGAAGGAGAAAAUGGAACUAAAGCCUCAGGUGACCGCCGCCGCGUGGCCGUUCACUCUCCCCGAGGGGAUUUGAAGACAAGGCCACGUUCCCCCUCACUCGCACAUGCAACAUUAGGAUCUUUCCGUCUUGGAAGAUGAGCCCGCUGACCGCAACUUACCGUCUGAGUUGGUCUGACAUGGCGAGUCCGGAGGUUUUGCGCAUAUUCGCUGUUUUUGUGGAGCAGAGAGGGAGUGAAGAAGUUGUGCUUCGCCUUUUUUUGCCUGCUGUGGAUGUGGCUGACUCCAGGCAAAGGUGCAUUAUAAAAGUAAACAGCUCAUCAGUGACUGGCUGCUGUUUGUGUCAGAGCCGAACCUCUCUGCUUCGACAUUGCAUGACUGCUGUUCAGCACCUCUUCAUGUGGACAGCUCCAUCCUCCAUCCGCCUCCGGGCCUGGAUGGUUUGCACUUACAGAUUAUUAACUAACGCCAUUUAAGAUUCUUAUUUUUGGCUUUUAGCAUUCUUAGAGCAAUGGUUUGGACGAUGUUCCUUAAGAUGCAUGUUUAUGUCAGUGUUUCCUUUUCCUUUAACAACCACUGUCAAGCUUCUCUGUCACUGCACAGUGAGGGCAACUGACAUGAAUGUAGGCGAACACAUUUAUGGCUUCGACCAUAAAGCUGUCCAUCUUUGAUCAAAUUUAAAAACUUCUUUAUCAUUUAGAUGUCAGUGUUUUUUGUCAUUGGUCUUUGUGUUGUGUUACAAUUGUUUGGAUUAUUACAGUUGUGAAAGAUAUAUCAUAAAUGGGAAAUAAAUAUAUUUGUAUUACUGUACUUCUUUGUAUUUUUAUAGCUAACUGUAUAUUUGACAUUUAUCACAUUUGAGUGUCAUUUCUAAGGUGAAAUGUAUUAUAAUGAAUAAUGUCUUGGUUUUUUGAGGGCUACUGUUUAGUAACACAAUAUUUUAAAUGUUACAAUUUGAUAUCAGAAACAUUUUUGCACUUCAUGCCAGUGUUGGUAGGAUGAGUGCUGUUUCUUUGAACUGCUGAUGUGGAUUUAAAAGGGAGCAGAAUGUACACUAGUUAUGAUGUGGCUUUUCAACCAACACAUCAUUUGGCAGUAUGUACAGAACUGUGUUUAAUCAAGUUAGACAUGAUGAACAAAUCAUAUAAUCAUUGCUUUUGAGUAAAUCAGGUAGCACACAUUGCUGCAAGUUUCUGUGGACUAAACCUUGAUGAUGAGAAGGGUUUGACGGAUGAUAUCUUUUACCGGAAAUGAAUGCUGAAAUGUUCACUUUAGCAAAAAUACAAAAAAUACAAAAUAAGAUGAAAAAAAUAGUAUAAAACUAUGUUGAGGGUUUGGUGAAAUUGUCACCAACAGGGUAUUGCAAAAAAGUAAUUUAAAUCGCCUUAAGUUAUAUUAACUGUUCAAGUAAAGAUUUUGUACAUACAUAGUUUCUACAAUACUUUAAAUUAAUAUUGAUGUUGUUAUUUUUAUGAAAAGUUUAUGAACAAAAUAAACAUUUUCUGGAAGCAGCAAGUUUCUUGUGCAUGGUUCCGAUUCAUCGACCAACACUUAUUUCCUCUCACGCUUUGUCCAAUCUGUUUCACACAGUGCAGAGACCCCCCAUCGGAGAAUUCACAUGAGUGUAUCUCUUCCCGAAAUAUACAUUCAAACAGGCCACCUGUGGCACCACACUGCAGCCCGAGCAUUAGACAGCACAGCUCUGCCCUGUGACUCACGCAGCUUUUGACUCAAGCACAUUAAAGUGAAUACCCCAUCGCUCAGUGCUGUGGUUCUGGAACCACUCGACUUCAAAUAUCACUUUUCUCAUGAUGUAAAUGCAGAGACGCACACUGAGGACGCCACGAUAAUCUCUACAGGAAACCUGUUAAACAGGACAUUUUCUUACCCUGUCAGUGAGAUGAUCUGAUGCUGUCGGUUUAUUCAUUUCUUUGUUCAGUCACUCAUCGAUUUUUGCAAUAAAAAUAUAAA